Sarcophilus harrisii (Tasmanian devil) is the source of this 2463-nucleotide messenger RNA. It is a transcript of the gene TMEM106B, whose product is annotated as transmembrane protein 106B. Gene Ontology annotation, biological process: lysosome organization; dendrite morphogenesis; lysosome localization. The record is from RefSeq and is a predicted model, not a curated record. The coding region runs from base 269 to 1093 and encodes 274 amino acids. Lineage: Eukaryota; Metazoa; Chordata; Mammalia; Dasyuromorphia; Dasyuridae. Gene Ontology annotation, cellular component: lysosomal membrane. The transcript is spliced from 8 exons.
CACAACUGAUGCCGGCUCCGAGAGAAGCCCGGGCGGGGAGGGACGAUGUCGCAGGUGCCUGCGCGCCGCCUCUCCCGGUGUAAACAGCGGCCUCCCGGCGGGGCGCGCGCCCGGGCCCUUCUCUAGCUCGCGUCGCCCCCCGCCCUCCCGGAACCACCUCCCCCCGCGCAGGCGCAGUGCGGGCAGCGCCUGACAGCCGAGCCAGCGGCGGAGCCUGCGAGCGCCGGGGCCCAGCGGGACCGGGCCGGGGCCCAUCCAGGUGUCGGCCAUGGGGAAGUCCUUUUCUCACCUGCCUUUGCCUUCGUGUAAAGAAGAUGGUUAUGACGGGAUGACGUCCUCCGAUAACAUGAGGAACGGCUUAAUUCAUUCCGAAAACCACAAUGAAGACGCCAGGAAUGGGGACGUCUCCCAGUUCCCGUACGUGGAAUUCACCGGCAGAGACAGCGUCACUUGCCCCACUUGUCAGGGGACAGGAAGGAUUCCCCGGGGCCAGGAAAAUCAGCUCGUGGCAUUGAUUCCGUAUAGUGAUCAGAGACUAAGGCCAAGAAGAACAAAGCUCUACGUGAUGGCGUCUGUGUUCUUGUGUCUGCUGCUUUCUGGGCUGGCCGUUUUCUUCUUGUUUCCCCGAUCCAUUGAUGUGAAAUACAUCGGGGUGAAAUCCGCGUACGUCAGCUACGACGAAAACAAGCGCGUCAUCUACUUGAAUAUCACGAACACACUAAAUAUAACAAACAACAACUAUUAUUCUGUGGAAGUUGCAAACAUCACAGCACAAGUCCAGUUUUCAAAAACUGUUAUUGGAAAAGCACGAUUGAAUAAUAUUACCAAUAUUGGACCACUGGAUAUGAAACAGAUUGAUUACACAGUUCCUACCAUUAUAGUAGACGAAAUGAGCUAUAUGUAUGACUUCUGCACGCUGCCCUCCAUCAAGGUCCACAACAUCGUGGUCAUGAUGCAGGUGACUGUGACAACCACCUACUUCGGGCACUCUGAGCAGAUCUCCCAAGAGCGCUACCAGUAUGUCGACUGUGGAAGAAACACUACCUAUCACCUGGGCCAGUCGGAGUACCUGAACGUGCAGCCGCCCCAGUAGACACGGCAGGAGGGAUGCUCGCGGCCGCGCUCAGCCCGUGUCACCCGCCACGGGCAGACCUGUCUUAGGGGUACAGUUAAAAACAUGUAGGAGCGCUCUUCCUGAAACUUCUCCUCUAUUGUGGUGUUGUAUUUAUAUUCAUAGCCGACAUUAACGUAGUGCUCUAGGGCUUGCCAGGCGCUUCCCAUAGAUAUUGUUUGUGUCCAUUGGUUGUCCCGACCGCCCCGCACAGUCAUUGCGCAGGAGUCUUCAUCCCCAUCUCGCAGAGGAACCGGCUGAGUCUCGGAGACAUCCUUGGCCCAGUCGUGACCAUAAGGAGGGGAGUUGGUGUUUAGGCUGGGCCCCUGCUGAUUUCUGGUCAAGCUCCUCUGAGACCCUGCUUGGCUCUACCUGAAACUUCCCCAGAAGGGCUCAGUUAUAAAGUCUGAGAGACUUUGGCUCUAGGACAGUCAAGCUGGCAGCUUGGGAGUGGUACACGGAGACUGGUGUUUCUGAACAUUUUAAAUUCAAGCAUCUCAUCCCAAAUCAAUGUAAAGCCACGAGCCUGCCAUUUAAAACAUUCUUAUUAGGGGACUGGGGGGUUUUAUCUCUGUUUCACAUGGAAGGAACUCCAGAGACCCUGGAAGGGGGUCAGAAAGGGACAGUGCACAUGACCUAGCCCGACCCCCUCACCUAGGCAGGAGCCGGACCCAGAUUCUCUGGCCUCCGGGCCGGCAUUCUUUUCAUUCCUGAAUUGGGAAGUGUGAAAACGUUCAUUUUUUAGCUUUUCAUAUAUUAUAUUAUGUCAAGCUGGUUGAUGCUCUAACAGAUUUGUAAAAAAACAAAAUGAAUUUUGCAAAAUUCUUAAUCUAAAGUUCUCUGUGGUCUCUAGGAUGAAUAAUCAGCUCAUCAGUGUCUUUUCCCAUGUUUAGUUGAGAUUUUGCAGGAUUUGUGUGAUCUUCACCCAUUGAUAUAAUCAAUAGGUCCCUGAACUAGGCUGUAAAUAAUGGAGCUAUAGUUUUAUUGGAAGUACAGUUUGAUUCUCAGUGAAGGACGGCGUCAGCCAAUUCUGACGUCACUUGUGAUACAAAUCCAAGACCUCUGUUGUUACGCUGUCAUUGGACAUCUGUGAAAUGGGGAUAACAUGGGGGGAAAGCGAGGAAAGGCGCCCUGCUCUAUUCCGUGGGCAUCAGUCCCAUUCAUGGGAAGGCUUCAGAAACACCCUUGCUCCUCCUCACGUGUUGACCUCAAGGGCCCCUGGGACCUGUUGUGUAACAGAAAAAAACUCACUGUGGCCAAGACACAUUAAGGGAUUCUGCGUAUUAUUAAAUAAUUGGAAUCAGUCUUUUGUGUUUUAAAAAUAAUUACAAAACAAAUUGUGUUUGAGCUAA